Molecule: messenger RNA, 1264 nt
Organism: Fusarium graminearum PH-1
Lineage: Eukaryota; Fungi; Ascomycota; Sordariomycetes; Hypocreales; Nectriaceae
Exons: 4
Coding region: 86-1165 (359 amino acids)
Source: RefSeq, a predicted model, not a curated record
CUUAGUUCUAUAGAUUCAUCGACUUUCAUGUCUUUCUUCCCUAGAUCGAUUCACAAUCACAUCGCACCUAUCAUCUUCUUUCACCAUGGGCACAAGACGGCAACUCUCCUGGAGAGCUGUCUUUCCACUCAUCUCCUUAUUCCUUGUCUCAUUUCUUGUCAUUCCCUAUGCCAAACACUUCCAUGGUUCCCAUUUCACCCCUCGUUCCUCUGCCAUAGAUGGCGAUCUUGAAGACGGUGUAUUUGCAAAUCUUGUCAAGAAGGCGACCUCUACCUACGAAGAGGCUCAGCUGAAAGGACGCAAAUUACAUUGUCUGAUGGGCAUGACUGAGGCAGACGCGAGAACAGCUAAUGCGGGAGUCGCGUUAGAAGCUCCGGCCUGGCUCCAGACGGCGGCCAUUGCUGAGGUGGAAGGAUGGUUAGACACAACACAAGAAGAUGGAGCAGAGCCUUUCCAUUCAACUUACCUGAAUGAUGCAUUAAGAGGUCUCAGCAUCAAGCCGGAGUUUCACACUAUUCUAUGGAAGAACAUUGGUGGCGGGCUCUUAUUCGAGGAUCCGAGCCUUGUCGAUCUUGAAGGCGAUGGCGACUGGGGAGAUUCUGACGUGGGCGUCCCAACUCGUGCAUCUUAUCAAAACUCUUUCAUCUUGGAUCCUGGUGUUAUAAUCGCCGACAAGAAUCUUGGAGUUGAUGAAGCCAUAAAGAAGAAUCUUAUUCAGGGAAAGAUAACCCACUUUAGAAAGUGGAGCGAUAUAGUGUGGAUGCAAUGGACUAAGGCAUGCGAAGCGCAUGGCGGUGAUAAUACAAACGUGAGAUACAUUAUUCGCUCCUGGAUCACAAACGACUUCACACUGUCGACUAUAUUCCAAGCCAUAAUCAACAAAGACAAAAACGAUGGGCAAGGAAAAAGAAUCGGAAAAUGGGCUGAUAGGACAACACUUACCGCCAGUGACCACCCUGACGAAUUUUUCGCGAUACUCGGCAGUCCUAACGGGUCAGGAUCGGCUUACUUUCUUAUCAACCACAAGCGGGCAUUGGGUGUCAAGGUCAUUAAUAAGGUCGACAUAUUUGUCCCGAAUAUUCCUCUUGAUGUGACUGGAACUAGCGUGACUGAAUAUGAGAGACAACGAAAGGUCAUGCUGGUGUUUCAUGUUACCGGUGCCUGAUAGAUGUUGCCUUGGCUUUGGUGUUGUGUCUUGUUUUGCGCUUUAUAUCUGCGGGGAGAGUCAAACCUUUAGUAUGUCAAUAGCUACCAAUCCUGAAUC